Molecule: messenger RNA, 3687 nt
Organism: Xiphias gladius (swordfish)
Lineage: Eukaryota; Metazoa; Chordata; Actinopteri; Istiophoriformes; Xiphiidae
Product: teashirt homolog 2
Exons: 4
Coding region: 578-3619 (1013 amino acids)
Biological process (GO): regulation of transcription by RNA polymerase II
Cellular component (GO): nucleus
Molecular function (GO): DNA binding; DNA-binding transcription factor activity, RNA polymerase II-specific
Source: RefSeq, a predicted model, not a curated record
AGCCAUUACUGCCACCUGUCGUAUUGGAAGUCGUAUAUAAAAUAGUACUGUAACAAACAAUUUGUUUGUUGGAGUCACACAAAAAUACAUAUGAAUCCAACCGACGUCUGCCAGUGAGUCAAAGGGCCUCCGCGUUAGCACAUUUCAGAGAAUAGCCUUAGCACCGGCUGUGGUACCUGCAACGACAUUAAAAGGCUAGUUCUCGUGAGAAAAGGGGAGGCUCAUUCGCCGCCGCUGCCAGUCCCGAGAUUAUUAUCAUUAAGAGGACGCAAAUAAAAUGCGGAGGAGCACAGUUACGUGAGCCAGGUAUGAGAAUUGCAACCAUGUGAGGGAGGAAAAGCUCGUCAACACUCGCGGGAUGAGAACUUCCACCAUAUGCAGGCGGAUCCGCCAUUGAGGCCGAUGCGUGACCGGCGGGUAAAAAAGUUUGGAAUGCAAGCGCCGGUCAGGGAAGUUCUUCAGAAGCAGUGUGAUGAGCAAAGGUGUGGGUGAGUCAGUGCGGCGGUGCAGAUGACGCAAGGAUGCAGUAGGAGUGAGCAGCGGUGGAGAGAGGCCGUUGGGGGAGAGAUAAGUUUACAUGCCGGAUGAAGACGCUGUUCUUCAGGAUUCCAUCGCUGAGGAAGACGGAGAGAACGACACUCAAACUGAGGAGGAAUGUUCAGAGAAGACCAGCCCCAAAGUGUCUGAGGACAGAGAGCUAGACAACAAGAGCACUAACACUUAUAGCAACCAGAACUCUCCCAUUAGUGUCCUUUCCAAUCAAGAGGCAGAGCUGGAGUCACGCCUUAGCGAUGCCAGUGACAGACUCUCGGAUUUCAAAACCUCCUCGCCACCUGAGAGCCAGAGGGAUGAUGAAAGUCGCAGCUUCAAACAUAAAGAGGAGAUGGGCAGCAGCUUGGAGAAAAUGAGGGCAGCCUAUGCAAACUUUCUCUCUGAUUCCUACUGGACGGGGAUAGGAAUGGACUUGAAAAUGGCCAAAAACACCAGCAAAGCCAACUGUGACAGCACCAACGGAAGCACCAAAAGUGAGUUUGACUGGCACCAGGAUGCGCUCUCAAAGACCUUGCAGCAGACACUCUCCCCAAAGCCUGUGUCCAAACCCAACCUCUUUAGCUCUGUCCACCUGUACAGGCAGACCACCAAACCCUGCGGCUCAGUGUUCACCGGAGCCAGCCGAUUUCGCUGUAAGGAUUGUAGUGCAGCUUAUGACACUCUUGUGGAGCUGACAGUCCACAUGAAUAAGAGUGGACACUACCAGGACAACAAUCACAGCAAACAGAGCAAUUCCUCGGCCUCGUCUUCUAAAUCUAGGAAACGAAAUUUGCAAGAUAUGGAAGGGAAGGAGGAUGCACAAAAAGUUUUGAAGUGCAUGUUCUGUGGCCACUCUUUUGACUCACUCCAGGAUUUGAGCGUCCAUAUGAUUAAAACUAAGCAUUACCAAAAAGUGCCUUUAAAAGAGCCAAUCCCAGUAAUCACACCCAAAUUGUUGCCACCAGCAAAGAAGCGGGCCUUUGAAACAGCAAGACCUUGCUCCCCUGACUCUACGACUGGUGUAUCUGGCUACACUGAGGCACAACGGGCCGCCACCAUUUCAAAUGCUAACAGUAAUCGCUACGGCUAUCAGAACGGCGCGAGCUACACGUGGCAGUUUGAGACGUGCAAGUCUCAGAUUCUUAAAUGCAUGGAGUGUGGAAGCUCUCAUGACACCCUUCAGCAGCUCACCACACACAUGAUGGUUACUGGACACUUCAUCAAAGUCACAAACUCAGCCUCUAAAAAGGGUAAACAGUUAGCGCUUGACCCCCUGGCCAUAGAGAAGAUGCAGGGUUUGGCCGAGCCUGCUGCCAGUGACACUGAGGGAGAUAAGGUGUCUCCAAAAAAUGCUUCCCCCGGGAGGAGUGAGAAGGGUAGCCAGGGGGAAGGUACAUCAGACAAAAUGGAAGAAACUGAAGCUAAAGAUGACAAGCAAGAGAGUGAGGAUCAAAAGGCAGGCAAAGGGGCUUUUAAGUACCCUUAUCUCCGUGAGGAGGAUCUUGAACAGGACUCGGGUGGAGGAGGGGACAUUCUUAAAUCUUUAGCCAACACAGUGGCCUCUGCCAUCAAUAAAGCUCAAACAGGGACACCAAGCUGGAGUGCUUACCCGAGCAUUCACGCUGCCUAUCAGCUCUCUGGCAUCAUCAAAAGUGCCCCUCUCUCUGCAUCUGCAUCUCCCCCUGCUCAGCUGAAGCAGACAUUUAACCACAAGUUGAGACCGAUUGCCCCAAAGGGGAAGUUAUACCAUGACGCGGUGGGAGUUGAGGCUCCCCAGGGACAGCAUAAAAAUGUUGACAUCAAAAAAGAAAAGGUUGGCAUUAGCGAUGGUAAAGAAAGUCAGAAUAUUAAGUUUGAUCUGGUGGAGAAUGAUGACAGCGAUUGUCAGGAUGAUUCCUCUUCCUCUUCAAAGCUCGAUGCAGACUGUGUGAAUGAAGGGAGUGAAGCGAUCAAAGGGAAGUUGAGCCCAGAUUUCUCUGACAGAGGCAAGACACCGAGCCCUUCUGCCAGCAAUGGACGCAGCACUACUUCAGAGCCUCUCAGUGACACUCCAGAUAUACUUGGCAUAAACCCUCUUAGUGCGCUGCAGUCAGUUCUGAACAAUCAUCUGGGCAAAGCAAAUAAACCCAAUAACUCAAGACUAGAUAAACUAUCUGCUCACACCCAGUCUGUUUUUGCUGACAUUAAUCGUAGCGGCGAGAAACCAGCUUUGAGGCUUGGAAAUCCUAUGAGAAAUAGGCCUGAUAACACCUUUCUCUUCGUUAGUGAUGACCAACCAAUAGACCUGACGAAAUCUAAACACAGCAAGCCAACUUCAGCGCUACUACAGCCCUCCACCCCGAUGCCCCAGAAAUAUGCUCUUUCUGACAUAGCUGACAUGGUUAAAGUUCUUCCAAAAGCCACAACGCCAAAACCCUCCAUACCGUCAAGGAUCCCGACUAUGAAACUGGAAUCAGAUGUCAGGCGCUUUGAGGAUGUGUCCGCCGAGGUGUACUCCGUCCACAAGCGUAAAGGCAGACAGUCAAACUGGAAUCCUCGCCAUCUUCUCAUCCUGCAAGCUCAGUUUGCCUCCAGCCUCUUCCAGACCUCUGAGGGCAAAUACUUACUCUCAGACCUCGGCCCUCAGGAACGGAUGCACAUCUCCAAGUUCACUGGAUUGUCCAUGACCACCAUAAGCCAUUGGUUAGCAAAUGUAAAGUACCAACUGCGCAAAACCGGAGGUACCAAAUUUCUGAAGAACAUGGACACGGGCCACCCUGUUUUCUACUGCAAUGACUGCGCUUCCCAGUUUAGGUCACCGACCACAUUCAUUUCCCAUCUGGAAUCCCAUCUUGGGUUCCAAAUCAAAGACAUGUGCAAAAUGCCAUUAGAGCACCAGACGAAAGUAGAGGAGCCAGAACUGUCAAAGGUCCUCAGUGUGAGAGCCACAGAGGCUCUCGUCACAGAGGAAGACAUUGACUCAAAGUUCAAAUGUAAGCUCUGCUGUCGAACAUUUGCGAGUAAUCACGCAGUCAAACUCCAUUUGAGCAAAACUCACAGCAAAUCUCCCGACAACCAUUCGCAAUAUGUGGAAAUGGACAAGGAGUAGUUUUUGUUUUUUUUUUCAUAUUAUUGUCACUUUUUUUCCUUUUCUUCUUUUUUUUUUUUAAUUUUAAC